UGUUCAGACUUAAAAAAAUGGCUUCAGCAACCAACACAAACUUAGCAGCAGCAUCGGCAAGAGCUCACACCAAAACAGACAAGCAAAACACUUCUUUCAAGCUUCCUUCAGGGAUGUUUAAGGAGAUGGUGGUGGUUUUCUUUAUGGUGAUGUUGGCAUGGGGUUAUCAAGACAUUCGACCUCCUGCACCUAAAAAAUGUGGCUCCCCAGGUGGCCCUCCUAUUACAGCACCAAGAAUAAAGCUUAGGGAUGGGAGGUACUUGGCCUACAAAGAACAUGGUGUCCCAAGAGAUGUAGCCAAGUUCAAAAUUGUCUAUGUCCAUGGCUUUUCUUCUUCGAGGCAUGAUGCAGUCGUUGCCAACUAUCUAUCACCGGAAAUUUUCAAUGAAUUAGGGAUCUACAUUGUGUCAUUUGACAGACCAGGUUAUGGAGAAAGUGAUCCAAAUCCAAAACGAACGGUAAAGAGCAUGGCUUUAGAUAUAGAAGAGCUUGCUGAUCAAUUGGGAUUAGGAUCCAAAUUCUAUGUCAUUGGCUUUUCCAUGGGUGGUAUGGGGGCUUGGAGUUGCCUCAAGUAUAUCCCUCACAGGCUAUAUGGAGCAGCACUAUUAGCUCCGACUAUUAGCUACUUUUGGUCUGGGUUUCCGGCAAACGUAACUAAAGAAGCCUUGCAUCAACGGUUGCCCCAGGACCGUUGGGCAUUCCGCGUUGCUCACUAUGUCCCCUGGCUAACCUACUGGUGGAACACUCAGAAAUUGUUUCCACCAUUGAGUGCUAUAGCAGGGAUACCUGAUAUUUUUUCUAAGCAGGACUUAGAACUUGUGAACAAAGCUGCAGUAAAUCAUAGCGCAUAUGCAACACAGCAAGGAGAUUAUGAGUCCCUCCACAGGGACCUAAUAGUUGUCUCUCAGAGCUGGGGGUUUAAUCCCACGGACCUGGAGAAGUUUCCGAACGUAGAGGGGUCAGUGCAGCUGUGGCAAGGAGAUGAAGAUAGGUUUGUUCCGGUUACGAUGCAACGCUACAUUGUCCAAAAACUUCCGUCGAUUCAGUACCAUGAGCUUCCAGGUGCUGGUCAUAUGUUUCCAAUGGCUGAGGGGAUGAGUAACAGCAUCAUAAAGGCUCUUUUAAUCGGAAAGAAUUAGGAUUUUUUCUCAACUCAAUUCAGACUAUAAAAUCAAAAUCUUUUACUGGAGAAUAUAUAAAAUGUAAAAAUUUACUAGCCUGUGUUUAUUGUUGGAAUUUAAAUGGCUGUGAUUUGAUCUAAAGUUUCUAUCAAUAUAAAUCUAAAAUUUUCAU
Messenger RNA from Rubroshorea leprosula, 1293 nucleotides. NCBI's taxonomy places the organism in Eukaryota, Viridiplantae, Streptophyta, Magnoliopsida, Malvales, Dipterocarpaceae. The record is from the annotation of a GenBank genome assembly.